This is a messenger RNA of Mastomys coucha (southern multimammate mouse), 1397 nucleotides long. It is a transcript of the gene Mrpl1, whose product is annotated as mitochondrial ribosomal protein L1. Gene Ontology annotation, molecular function: RNA binding; structural constituent of ribosome. Bases 335 to 1318 code for a protein of 327 amino acids. The transcript has 10 exons. Gene Ontology annotation, cellular component: mitochondrion; large ribosomal subunit. The record is from RefSeq and is a predicted model, not a curated record. Lineage: Eukaryota; Metazoa; Chordata; Mammalia; Rodentia; Muridae. Gene Ontology annotation, biological process: translation.
CCAAAACAAAACCGUAGACGUGUUUCCAAAACGCCAAGCAGUGUACUGCUCUUAGGUCCUAACAGCACAGCCUGCCAGCAGCCGGAAACCAAAAAGCAGACCGAUGAAAGAUUAAGGUUGAUAAGCCUUUGAACCGGAACCACGAAAGGUAUCCCAGGCGGGGAGCGGACAGGAACCGCGCCACGAGGGCACUUAAGCCUGUUCGUCCCCGCCCUGCUCCUCUGCUCCUACCAACACCUUCCCCCUUUGCCAGCUUCCGAGCGGAACCUUUUUCACAUUUCUGUGCAGUUGAAACCCGGGAUCAAUUUCGUCAGCACAAUCCGGAACAGUCAACAUGGCGGCGGCCAUAAGGUGCCUCCGUAGAGUCUUGAUACAUCAUCAAAGGCAUAGUCUUUGCAAGAUGGCUUACCAGACAUCUCUUUACCCUUGUUCUGUCAACAGUCUCUUGUCCAACAGACAUUUUGCUGCUGCUACAAAGCCUGCAAGAAAAAUUAAAAAAGGUGUCAAGGAAAAGACAUCAGAUGAAAAACCAGUAGAUGAUAUAGAGAAAAUAAAGUCAUAUACCUACAUGGAAAGUGAUCCUGAAGAUGAUGUCUACUUAAAACGCUUAUACCCACGGCGGAUCUAUGAACUAGAGAAAGCUAUUCACUUACUUAAGAAGUUUCAAGUUCUGGACUUUACCAAUCCAAAGCAAGGUGUUUAUCUUGACUUAACAUUAGAUAUGGCAUUGGAGAAAAAGAAAAGAGUGGAACCAUUUGCCAGUGUUAUUGCUUUACCACACCCUUUCUCAUCAGAAGUCAACAAAGUUGCUGUGUUUUCAGGGAAUGCAUCAGAAAUUAAAAUAGCAGAAGAAAAUGGAGCUGCAUUUGCAGGAGGAACAGAUCUGGUUAAGAAGAUCUUGGAUGACGAGGUUGUUGUGGACUUCUAUGUAGCUGUCCCAGAGAUAAUGGGUGAACUUAACCCUUUAAGGAAGAAACUGAAAAAAAGGUUUCCAAAGGCUACUAGAAAUUCCAUUGGACGAGACAUCCCCAAAAUGCUUGAAUUAUUUAAAACUGCACAUGAAAUUAUGGUAGAUGAAGAAAGGCAGAACUUCCUCAGCACUAAGAUAGCAGUGUUGGAUAUGCCAAGUGACCAGAUAGCUGCCAAUCUUCAAGCAGUUAUAAAUGAGGUCUGUAGGCACAGACCACUGAGUCUGGGUCCAUUUGUGGUACGUGCCUUCCUUCGUAGUUCAACCAGUGAAGGUUUACUACUAAAGACUGACUCAUUGUUACCCAAAGAAGCUAAAACGGAAGAAACUGAAACCGCAGAAGCUGCCUAGAAGCUUAUAUUGAGAAAUUAUUGGGGGGAUAUGUGUAUCAAGAAACAACAGAGACAUCUAUAAAACUGUAUAAUUUCUA